AUGGCCGCGCCUUCUCCUCUCCUUGUCUUUUCUGCUCCGAAACGGAGCGCAUUGAAUCCGACAGAUGCUUUGGGGUCCACUCUUCGGAAUCGCGGUACCUCCAACUCCGGGGACAAUGACGAACACCGACUUGCUCCUUCCCGUUCCUCCUCUCCUUCUUCUCCCUCUUCUUCUUCUUCUCCCUCUUCUCCCUCUUCUUCUCCUUCUUCCUCUUCGUCCUCCUCUUCUUCCUCUGCUUCGGAGCCUCGGAGGGUUUUGUCUUCGAUCUUGUUGAGCAACUUGAAGGCGAAGCAGAAGCGUCUGCGCGAGGCGCGCGAAGCGGAGGAGAAGGAGAGGGCACUGCAUGCGGAGGAAGAGAAGAAGAAGGAGGAACGCGCGCGUCGGCGAAAGGCCCGGGAGGCCCUCCUGGUGAACAAGAAGAAGCAGCGGAAAGAGACCCACAAGCAGCGCGUUCUGAGGAGCGCUGCCCGGCGCCAGUACCUGCGAGAAAAGCGGGAGCGGCUCGAUCGCAUGUUUCUGGAAGACACGCAGACGCAGCGGAGCAGCGAGAAGGGGCGUUUGGGCAGAGGGUUUGCGACGGAAGGGCGCCGGGCGAAGAAAGCGAGAGAGAUCCAGGUUCUCCAGGACCUCCUCGAAAGCAGCGUGAUGGUGAUUCAACUCGAGGCGCACGGCUUGACGCCGAACCAGCGAUGGAGCAUCGUCCGUGGCCUCGCGCUCGCUGGCUUCUACAAGGGCUAUCGCAUCAAGCACGGGAAGAACAGCUACAUGCGAGUUGCACUUCGAAGAAUACUCGAGCGAAGGCAAAGAGAAGAACAAGAGGCGCGAGCGAAACCUCCGAAACCCGCGACAGAACUCUGUGCCCCAGGAGGCACCGCACCGCAGGGGAACUCUCUCCCAGGCACACCGGGAAGGCUCGAGUCUCCCACCGUUUCCCCUUCUCCUGCCUCUACUCCUUCUUCUCUCUCUGCUUCUGGUGUGGCGUCUGGUUCCUCCUGGCGGCCCGUGGCGCGCCGGGUGCGUCGCGACUUUUGGAUUACCCACAACGAGGAGCUGGCGUUCAAGGCUGCGUUGCAUCAGGUGGACAUUUCGGGGAACAAGGUGAAGCGAGCCUUGGAGCCGGAAGAAGAAGAGACGUACCAGGCUCUCGAAGCGGACGAGAAGUUUCGCGAGCGGCGGGUGGCGGAGCGUCUGGAGGCGAAUCUUCGUUCGGCAGUAUGGAGAGACGACCCGCGAUUUUCGCAUCUCGCGAUUGGCAUGACUCGAGGCGGGGUAUGGACACAGUGGGAAGACGACGAAGAGCUAGACGAGGAGAAGACGGAGGAGAUACCGGAAGAGGUGAAGGAGGCAGGGAUGCCGUACAUGGACGUCGACGACUGGACAGAUCUGUUUGAAGAAGAAAUCCGGUGCAUGCGCAAAGCGAAGGAAGAGGCUCGCGCACGCGAACAAGAAAUCCUCAACACUCUGCCUCUCGAGGGCGAGGUCACGGCCGUCGCGGAGAACGGCGAAGCGCUGAUGAAGCACUUGGGAAAAACCAACUUGUACCUCUUCGUUCGAGCCAUGCCGAAGAACGAGAAGCGACUGCCACUGCUCGUGAAGACGCUCACGAUGCUGCUGGAGGAAAUCGUUUUCGACAACCGCGUCAAGAAGGAGCAGAAAGGCCCGCCGCCGAGAAAAUACAAAGGACAGUGGUACGACGAGGAACUCCUCCCGCACAUCUCGCCCGAGAUCGCCGCUUCCAUGGGCUUCGAGCCGCCAGCGAAGGACGGAAAGCCGGGGCCCAGCAAGAACGCCGGCGCCCGAGGCGGAGCCAGCCCGGCGGAAGUGGGAAGAGAGGCGGUCGGAGGCGAAAUCAAGGUGGCCUUUCUCGGACGGAGUGUGCUGACUCCCGACCAACUGAACGAGUUCGCGAGGCGCGCGCCGACACGAGAAAACUUGAUGCAAAAGCUCGGAGGCUCUCUGAUCGGAGUCACCCAGCGUCUCGCCUGGUCACUGCAGGCGGUGCCGACUUUUCUGGCUUCGGCAGUGCACAACGUCGCCGAGCAGAAGACCUCGAGCGCCGACGAGAAGACAAUCGAGACUGGAUAG
Messenger RNA from Neospora caninum, 2085 nucleotides. RefSeq lists its product as hypothetical. The coding region runs from base 1 to 2085 and encodes 694 amino acids. The transcript is spliced from 2 exons. Lineage: Eukaryota; Apicomplexa; Conoidasida; Eucoccidiorida; Sarcocystidae. The record is from RefSeq and is a predicted model, not a curated record.